Molecule: messenger RNA, 1042 nt
Organism: Dendroctonus ponderosae (mountain pine beetle)
Lineage: Eukaryota; Metazoa; Arthropoda; Insecta; Coleoptera; Curculionidae
Product: spermidine synthase
Exons: 4
Coding region: 129-1022 (297 amino acids)
Biological process (GO): spermidine biosynthetic process
Cellular component (GO): cytosol
Molecular function (GO): spermidine synthase activity
Source: RefSeq, a predicted model, not a curated record
CGCCGGUGAGGGCGUAGUCAAUAGGCGGUUGUUAUCAGGGCCCACUAUGGCUUAUCAAGCAGCCCGAUGGCUGGGUUUCUUAUCGGGCGACCCUGACCCCCAAACGAUAACAGGCCUUCAGCCGGUCAAUGUUAAGUCGUGAGCCAGAGGCUUCAGUCAGCAACAUGGACCUAAUAAGAGCCGGAUGGUUCAGCGAGGUGUCCGACUUGUGGCCUGGCCAGAGCCUCUCCUUGAAGGUGAAGGAGGUGCUGUUUCACCAACGGUCCCUGUACCAGGAUGUGCUGGUCGUCGACACGACCAAUCACGGCAAGGCCCUGAUCCUGGACGGCAUCAUCCAGUGCACCGAAUCGGAUGAGUUCUCCUAUCAGGAAAUGAUCGCCUUCCUGCCACUGGGCGCCCACCUAAAUCCCCAGAAGGUGCUCAUUGUAGGCGGUGGGGAUGGAGGGGUGGCACGCGAGGUGGCCAAACAUCCCGCCGUCGAGCAGUUCGUUCAGGUGGAGAUCGACGCCCUGGUGAUCGAGCAGAGCAAAAAGCAUCUGCCCUUCAUGGCCAAGGGGUUUGAGUCGCGCAAGCUCACUCUGGUGGUGGGCGACGGUUUCGAGUACAUGAAGAACCACCAGCGGGAGUUUGAUGUGAUCAUCACCGACUCCUCGGACCCUGUGGGGCCCGCCGUCAACCUGUUUACCGAAAGCUACUUUGGCCUGCUGAAGACGGCCCUGAAGCCGAACGGGGUGAUUUGCUCGCAAGCCGGCACGCUCUGGUCUGACCUGCCUCAUGUGAAGCAGACCAUCCGGAACUGCCAGACUCACUUCCCAUUGGUCGAGUAUGCAGUUUCGAGCGUCCCCACCUACCCCAACGGCCAAAUCGGGUACUUGGUGGCCGCGCUGGACCCCGAUCUGGAUCUCACCCACGCGCGUCACCCUCUAGAGGAGCUCGGGCUGCGCUACUACAGCCCCGAGGUGCAUCAAGCCGCCUUUGUUUUGCCCGCCCACUUCAAAAAGGAGCUCGCCAACUUGAAGUGAAAUAAAACGCCUGCUUGGAA